CGGUUGAAUAUAUGUACCGCCACAUUUCCCCGGCUUCAUUCAUACGGUCCGCUAACAGUUCAGUAAGACAGUUCAUCGCUAGUUUACAAUGGGCAAGGAGGAUAUGAAGCUGAUUUGGGGGUCAGGAAGUAACCCCUGCUGGCGAGCAAUGAUUGCUAUCGAAGAAAAGGGAUUUGGUGACAUAGAAAAGAAGCUUAUAAGCUUCUCUGAAAAGGGACAUAAGGGCGCUGAUGUUAUGGCUAAGAACCCACGGGGUCAGGUUCCAACUUUCAGUGAUGGUGAUAUUAUCGUAAACGAGUCCUUGGCUAUCUGUCUGUAUCUCGAGAAUGCGUAUCCGGAUAAUGGCACCAAACUGGUUCCGAAAGAAAAAAUGGCCCAGGUGUAUCAAAUGGCCAUAGAGGCACAAGAAAAUCUCCAAAUGAAGAUCGCAGUCAAGUGCAUCUAUUACCAAUGGAGGUUGCCAGAGGAACAAAGAGAUGAGAAAACGCUCAAAGAAAACUUCCAAGCUGCUAGAGAGGAACUUCAAAUAUGGGAUAAACGCCUAGAAAAGUCUGGCGGUGAUUUUGUUUGUGGGGAUAAGUUCACGCUGGUUGAUGUGGUACUGUUUCCCUAUGUUGCCACUGUAAAACGAUUUGGCAACGACCUCAGCGGUUUUCCAAACCUCAAAAUCUACUACGAAAAGCUGUGCAAACGACCGAGCAUUGACAAGUCAUGGCCACCUCAUUGGCGCGAGGCAGAAUUGGCAGACGAGAAAAAGAUCCUUAAAGCUAUUUAACUUGAUGAUCUUUAAUAUACGAUUUGUUUAUUAAGUUGGUUUAAUGACUUGAAUUCUACUAAUGAAAGUUUACGAACUAGUUCCAGACAUCUAAGCUUGACUUGACUUUGCCUGGUGAUUUCAGAUUAACAAGAGUCCAACCUGCGAGCUACAGCUAAUCGAGAGUUAAAAUUUCAUAUCACCUUUCUUCAAUAAACAAUUUUUUCUAUUUUUUUUUUGUUUCAAUUGUUUUAAUUCUUCAGCAAUAGUUGGGAUAGGGAUAACCAGGGUUGAAGGGCACUGGGUUCAAUCCCCGAACAAUGAUUGCCCUUAUCACCUUUCUUCAAUAAACAACUGAACAAUGA
Messenger RNA from Mizuhopecten yessoensis (Yesso scallop), 1119 nucleotides. RefSeq names its product glutathione S-transferase A-like. Bases 89 to 775 code for a protein of 228 amino acids. NCBI's taxonomy places the organism in Eukaryota, Metazoa, Mollusca, Bivalvia, Pectinida, Pectinidae. The transcript has 6 exons. The record is from RefSeq and is a predicted model, not a curated record. Gene Ontology annotation, cellular component: cytoplasm. Gene Ontology annotation, molecular function: glutathione binding; glutathione transferase activity.